AAACUUUCGCUUGUAAGAAGAUAUCUUCUUGGUUUCAAUUAACUUUAGAAAUCAAGUACGAACUAGUGUGGUCAAGUAAUUUAAUCUCCAUUCCAAAGGGUAAGAAAUGGCUCAGCUAUGGCAUGCUGCUCUUCUGCUUCUGUUUCUCCCGUCAACGGUUGUUCAUUCCCUGCACUUCAAUUUGAUUCACAAGUACUCCGUCCACUCUCCGCUCUUUCCUGGAAACCUCACCGAAGAAAAGAAGGUGCAGCGCCUUUACGAGGGCGACAUGGCUCGUGCGCGGCUCCUGCGGUCAUCCCUCUUUGGUCUCAACUACAGUGUAGAACAUCUCCGCCCUAAUCUCAAAGCCGAAUCAGGCAUCUACCUGAUAGAGGUCUUCAUCGGCACGCCGGCAAGGAGAAAAUAUUACUUAGUGUUCGAUACCGCUAGCGCCGUUCUGUGGCUGCAAUGCAAGCCAUGCAUCCAUUGUUGGAAACAAGACACGAAAAUCUUCCACCCUGCCAAAGAGUCGAGCUCUUUCAAUCCCAUACCGUGUAAUCAUACAUUGUGCGAUCUGAAAGAACCCGGGUGGAAAUGCGUUAGAGGCAAGUGCCAUUAUUCUCUCACAUAUGGCGAGGGCAGUGCGUCGAGGGGCAUCCUUGCCUCCGAGACAUUGGGAUUCGCAUCCGAGGGGUCGUCGCGAACGGAGUCGGUUCGCAACUUUGUGUUCGGCUGCGCAAAUGACAACCGAGGUUUCCAAGCACAUGAAAAAUUUUCCGGAAUCUUUGGCCUUAAUAUGCAGCCGUGGUCACUGACAAACCAACUGUCGGGCCGGAUUGGCGGUCGGUUCUCGUAUUGCCUCUCUCCGAUGACAGGCCACAAGCACCCUCCGAGCCGGCUGAAGUUUGGCAACGAGGCUGUGCUUAGAGGCCCUGGAGUAAAAACCAUUCACAUUGUUCGCUCGCCAACUGCAGUGUCAUACCCCCUCCCUCUCUCUGAUGUGAGCGUUGGUGGCCGCCGCCUUGGUUUUAAACCGGAGGACUUCGCCAUGCGCAAAAGGGCUGACGGCCGCAUGGGAGGGGGAUUCAUCAUCGACUCGGGAACGACGUAUACGAUAUUCAGCACCGGAGGCCCGUACGAGAGGAUAACCGAGGCAUUCAAGGCGUUCUUCGAACCGUUUAAGCUGCAACCGACGAAGCAUGGUCGGUUUGGCGUGUGUUACAGGCUGCCGCAGGAGGAGUCCAUGGUGAAAUUGCCGAGCAUGACACUCCACUUUGGCAAUCACACCUAUUAUUUAGUGCCCCCGAGGUAUACAAUUGUGACGGAGGGGAGAAUAAUGUGCGUCGCCAUAACAAGUUAUCCGGGCUUGAGCGUUCUUGGAUUACAUCAUCAAAUUGAUUAUCAUUUUUCCUUUAAUGUCAAAGAGAGGUUAUUAUCCUUCGUUCCUGCAGAUUGCAGCAAAGUUGAAUAAAAUCUAUGUUUUAAGGCAAAAGCCAAUUCCGGUAUCAUAGAACAUCAAAU
Messenger RNA from Ananas comosus (pineapple), 1500 nucleotides. Its product is annotated as aspartic proteinase CDR1-like. The transcript has a single exon. Bases 107 to 1450 code for a protein of 447 amino acids. Lineage: Eukaryota; Viridiplantae; Streptophyta; Magnoliopsida; Poales; Bromeliaceae. Gene Ontology annotation, molecular function: aspartic-type endopeptidase activity. Gene Ontology annotation, biological process: proteolysis. The record is from RefSeq and is a predicted model, not a curated record. Gene Ontology annotation, cellular component: extracellular region.